Lytechinus variegatus (green sea urchin) is the source of this 3762-nucleotide messenger RNA. RefSeq names its product protein moonraker-like. The transcript has 8 exons. Lineage: Eukaryota; Metazoa; Echinodermata; Echinoidea; Temnopleuroida; Toxopneustidae. The record is from RefSeq and is a predicted model, not a curated record. Bases 70 to 2481 code for a protein of 803 amino acids. Gene Ontology annotation, biological process: centriole replication; protein localization to centrosome. Gene Ontology annotation, cellular component: centriolar satellite.
CUUUCCAGUUAACAUGAAAAAUAAGUUGUGGAGACAAAGCAGACAAGGAUCUUUCAUCAAGCACUAACAAUGGCACAACAAAACCAAUUACUUUUCAAUCUGGGUAUUCCGUGCAACCCCCAGAACAUGGUUACCAAGUUCCACAAUCCAGGCCCGGUUAUCAUUGAGCGUCUUGCUGGAAGCAAACAGACAAAGCCAGAAGUUACUGGUGAACGCUCAGAGCAACCAGUCGUGUUCAAUGUUAUCUCCAAAGAAAAGAUAGCUUUCGCUAUGCAGCUUGCAAGACGGGAUAUGAAGAACAAGAUACAAGAGCAGAAACAACACCACAGGCAGCAGGUUCAAGAGAAAGGAGAAUUGGCAAAGCCACGAAAGAAUUUAGGUAAAAAGAAGAAGGAAGUUGAGAAAACCAGUAAAUCGCAACACAGACCACACGACCGCCUCUCCAAGAAGUCAAAUACCAAUGCUCAUAAGAAGUCAAAUAACGAUGCCCAGAAGAAGUCGCUGAAAACACAAACACCUUCAAAUGGGCUUCCUGGACUUGUUCUGUUAUCACACGAUCAGCCAUGUAAUAUUGAAAGAGAGGCAAAACGGGGUUUGACCAAGGAAGAUUCUCUGUCGAAACCAAAUUCAACCCUCAGGAAUAUCAACUUGCAGCAGAAGCAAGAGAUUGCAAGACUAAAAAGGGAACUUCAAACUUACAUGGAUCAGAUGAACACAUCAAAACGUACUGAAUCUGUAGAUGUGAAAAGCUCUCCAGAUAGAACAGCAAUGUUAAGAGCGGGAUUAGAGUCUCUUAUGAGAGCUAAACCAAAUCGUGUUGAAAGGCCUGAGGUCAGGAAAUCAAGACAACAGAGGAAGGAAAGAAAACAUAUUCAAAGUAGCAGUGUUAUCCUUCCAAUGUCUGUUAGAGCAAGGCAUCAUAACAAGGAGUUACAUGAACCAGUAGAAGGGUCCAUGCACUUCACUAAGCCCACCAAGUCAUCAACCUCCAAGGCCAUACCUGCAGGAGAUGUGGUUAGAAGGGAAAGGUCAAGGACUUUAUCGAAAGGAGAGGUUAAACCAUCAUGGGCACCGCCGGGAUCCCCUCAAAGCUUUCAUAGAGUUCGCUUAUCAAAGCAUGUUAGGGCUCCCUCACAUGGUGAUAGUGAUUUACAUGUAGCUUCCAACGUGGAGUCUCAAGAAGGUAGAGAAAGGACCAUUGAUUAUGAAGAGAGAAGGUUACAACAAGAACAGGAAUAUCACAGUGAUUCUUCAGGUGACAGAGAUGAGGAAAUGAGGAUGAGGCUUUCCAAGCAUGUUAGGGCUCCCUCACAUGGCACUAGUGAUUUAGUUUACUCCAAGGAAUCUCUGGGUGAUAAAUCAUGCAGGACAAGAAUCAGUGAUAUCGGAGAACAUGUGUCACAGCACAAAGAGGAAUAUCAUAGCCAUUCCGCAGGACACAGGGGUGAGGAAAAUGCUGGUGCAAGGCUAACCCAAGAAGGGAGUGCAUCUCAUGCCUAUAAAUCAAGUGCUGAGAGUGAAGCCAGUGGAAAUAGUUCAAGGAUGAAAUCUUUUAAACCGCGAAGUACCCAAGACUCAUGCUUUCCACCUUCUAUAGAAUCCGCAACUCAACAUACGGAUAUGAAGGACAAAGUCUUGACGCUCUUAGUAGAUGAUGUCUUAGAAGAUGUAGUGCAGGAGUUUGAGAGGCUAAAUCAUGAUACAAUGUUACCAGGACAGAACCAGAUCGCAGACAGUACCCCAACAUUUGAGAAUCUCAUGCAAGAACUAGAAUACAUGGAGAUGGAAGAAGAAAGAAUACGACAACGGUGGAAGCAAGUGAAGUACCAUGACCCUCAAGUUUCAAAGUCAAAUGAAGGUCAUGAGUCCAGGGUAAAUGAAAUUAAUACGAUGGGAUCCCUACUUGAUGAUGCCCAGCGAAUGGAAAGGUUGAAUAGUGCCCCUCUGCAACACAGUAUCGUAUUCACCAAUACUCAACACUCUGGCAACCAGAAUAGAAGUAAUGGCUUUGAUCGUCUGUCUGAGUUGCACAACCCUGUCCAUGAAGAGGAAUUGAGGAUUGUACAGCCAUCCAACGAUUCUAUCCAUCUAGAAACAGCUGGGCAACCUAUCAAUGUUAACUCUAUCCCGAAUGACCAGGAAACAGAGCAACCCUCGGAAAGGAUUCAUGGUAGCCGUAGGGAAGGUGAUGGUAUCCCAUUAUCAGCCCCAGGCAGCAUGGUGACAGGGGUGCAUGAGGGUAGAGAGGCAUUUGAAACCCAUCUAAAGCUCACCUCCCAUUUCAAUUAUGGCACGUUUGAUCCAUGGAAGCUAGUUGAAAAGAUUGCAGAUGACCUGGUAGAAGACAUCAUUCUUGAUAUCACUAAUGAAGUCAGUGAUGUUAUUGGUAACUAUGUUGAAACCAUCUACGCAACAGAGUUUGAAAUGAAGACGGAAGAUGUAUCUAUGAAAGAAAAGGCGCGCAAAGCUCUCUUCACAUAGUGUAGCCCUCUGCCUCCUCAACAGAACUAAACAUUGGUCUUCUGGACAAAUGCUCUUUGAUAGUAUCUCUGGACCCAUCAUCAUUUGAAAAGGGAACACAUCAGCAAGCUUACUACUCUUCAGUAUCUGUGGGUAAAUUGCUGAUUGGUCUGCACCUGUUUGGUCUCUUCCCGCAUGAUCUAAUCCUUCUUCGUCUUCAACCAGUUCAUGUAAAUGUGCUAACCAUUUGGUCUAAUUGCCAUUAAGCCCUUCCCAUCUUGUUUAAUUUCAUUUAUGCUCUACAUAUUGGGUCAGAUGCAUAAAAAGUAGAAAUUGCUUUUGCUAGGAUUUUGCUAGUUAGCUCAAGCAAUUGCUGUCUGGUAGGAUUUGCUUGACGAUUAAGCUAUUGCCAAAAAAGUGUAUGCAUAAAGCAAACAUUUUACUUGUGCGUUUAACCAUUUGCUUGGGUUUUUUCAAGCUCCGUCAGAGCAGCUUGAGAUAUUUGCUUGAUUAGAGCUUUCACAUUUUUAUUUUCAAGUUUAUGCACGUGAGAGAGAACCCCAAGGUGUACUUGAAUAUGUAAAAUGAAUGAAAACUAUAUAAAUUUAUUAAUUAGAAACAAGUUAAAGGAAUACUUUGACACCAAGUAAAGUCAAAGAUGUUACAAAGAGAAGCUGUAUUUUUGCACUGUCACACCUUUGCACUUAAGUCCAGCACUUGUUCUGUGAGUCAUGUUAGUGACGUUGCUAUUGUUCAAACCACUAGCAAUUGCUUUAUGAAGGUAAGAACAGGUUUUCAGCAUAAGCUAGUUGUUAUGCAUACAAAAUAAAGCAGUUGCUGAGGCAUGAUCUUUUGCUUGGCUAGCAUUUGCAUGUGCUUGAAGCAAUUGCUACUUUUUAUGCAUCUGACCCAAUUUGUCCUAUAUCCACUUUGUCUAACACCUCUCUCAUGUAACGGUUAGAUAAAUAGGUAAUGAACCAAUUUUCAUUUGACAGUGUAAAAAGUGAUAAGUAGACAAAAUGGAAAUUACUCCAACUGGGUAAUAGACAAAAUAACAGUUAGGUAGACUAGAUGUGUAUUAGACCGAGUACAGUGUAAAAGCAAAUGACAAUUUGCCCAUUCAGCCCAUGUGGUGACAGAGAUAGAGAAUCUAUGUCAAUUGUAGAAGAAAGCAUGAACUUUGGGGUGGAUUUCAUUAUAGCAUCCAAAGAUGAUGCAUUCGUCUCUCAGGUGGGUGUUUCAUAAAGCUGUUCGUAAGUUAAGUACGACUGGUGAUUCUUUCUUGUGGUCAACGAUAUUCAU